UGAUCCACAUGGACACAUGUAAAAUGAGUGCAUUCUUUAAGAGAUGCUGUAACUAUUACAAAAUCAGUACACAAACAGUGGCUUACCUUUAGCUCAUUAGUUGGCUGGGGUGAUCUUCAGCCCUAGUAAGGAGGGGAUGGAGAAAGAGAUUUAGAAUAAAGCCGCUUUCCAUAACCUUGCUAAAUCUUCUGUUGUUGUCUUUGCGCUUUGUGAAAUCGGGAGUUUGACAUUGUAGAACUUAGGUCCCUUAGAUAAUACCCACCAUUGCUGAUCUAGCUAGUUUCCAAUCUCAUAAUCCAGGUAUAAUAUUCUGACUCUGGAUUCGUGGUUGGAAACUUGGCCCCUAAGUAUCAAAAUCUCAUUUUUAGAUCCACUACAAAUUGCCAUCCUAGCUCCUAAAGGACUAGUAGUUCUCUUUGCAGAAGAAAAGAAAAUCAUUGUCUGGACUAUGCAGCUCUCCACAUUGGGUUAGACCUGGUCUUUGCUACUCCUGGAACAUUCUCUACCUAUCUACUGGUCAGACAUUUUGAACACUGCCAGGACAGUUUCAUUAUCACACUCCUACAGACAUGAGCUCUCCCAAGGCUCCAAAGGUGAUCUCUCUCUCGGAAAUUUCAGUGAAGAAUGUUGUGCCCACCCAAAGUUGUGUUAUCUACAAGAAGACCUCCCAUGACAAAGCGGUCACCAUCUACUUAGGGAAGCGAGAUUACAUUGACCAUGUAGACACUGUGGAACCUGUGGAUGGUGUGGUAUUGGUGGACCCUGAUAUUGUCAAGAAGAAAAAAGUGUAUGUGAUGCUCACUUGUGCUUUUCGUUAUGGACAAGAAGAUAUCGAUAUAAUAGGGCUGACCUUUCGAAAGGACCUGUAUGUUUGUAGGGUACAGGUGUACCCUGCACUAGAAAAACAAGGACCACUAUCCAGUUUGCAGGAAUGUCUAAUUAAUAAACUUGGGGGAAAUGCCUAUCCCUUCUUGUUAACUUUUCCAGACUACCUGCCCUGCUCAGUCUGCUUGCAGCCAGCACCCCGUGAUGUUGGGAAGUGCUGUGGGGUGGAUUUUGAAGUCAAAGCUUUCUCUGCAGAAGAUCCAGAAGAGACAGUUCUCAAGAGGAAUUCUGUACGCCUGCUGAUCCGCAAAAUCCAGCAUGCCCCAGAGGUGUCAGGACCCCAGCCUCAUGCAGAGUCUACCUGGCAGUUUUUUCUGUCAAAGAGGCCCUUGCAACUGAAAGCAAGCCUCAGCAAAGAGGUGUUUUACCACGGUGAGGCAAUCCCUGUCACAGUGACUGUGAUUAACAAUACUGAAAAAGUGGUUAAGAAGAUCAGUGUAUCAGUGGAGCAGGUUGCCAACGUGGUAUUGUACUGUAGUGAUUUCUACACCAAGACUGUGGCUCUGGAAGAAGUAGAGGAAAAGAUACAAACAAACAGCAUUGUCACGAAGACAAUAACAGUUCUGCCCUUGCUGGCAAAUAAUCGAGUGAAACGGGGCAUAGCACUGGAUGGAAAGCUAAAGGAUGAAGACACUAAUUUGGCUUCCAGUACUAUUAUCAAAGACGGAACAGAUAAGACUGUUCUGGGGAUCCUAGUUGCCUACAAGAUAAAGGUGAAGCUCACUAUCUCUGGCUUGCUAGGAGAUUUCAUCAACAGCGAGGUGAGCAUGGAACUGCCAUUCCGUCUCAUGCACCCCAAACCAGUUGAUAUCAGUACAGCAGUGACCUCAUGUUUCAGGAGUUUGCAAGUCAGCAACAGAAAGAUGAGAACUCUGAAGAGGACAAUAAGGCAGGAUCUCCAAAUGAUGAAUGAAAGAGAAAGGGGGGCUUGUCAAGAUCAAAAGUGUUAUAAGAAUAAUUGUAUUAAAAGAGUAUUGAAAUAAUUUGUAUUGUAUUAAACAAAGCAUUGCAAUGUGUUAAUAUGACCAGCAGGUGGCAUUUGCAGAACUAGUAACUUGCAGUACCUCCUUUUUACUCUUCAUUGAUUUCUCAGAGCAAUCCACUGGCCUAGCAAGUGUGAACCCCCAUUAGUCAAAAUAAUGGUGUUUUUCAUCAUGGUGGCAAUUUUCCAGAUUCUGAUUUACAGGAGUUUCAUUUUCACAUCCCAGUAAAAGCAACAGAAUGUUGACAGUUGGUGGAGGAAAUUAAGAGUAUAAACGACAGCCAGAAAAGAUAGCCGGAGCAAGGAACAAAGAAUAACAGGGGAGUACCAUUAGAUAAGAGAAAAAAUGCUGUGGGGUUUGUGAGAGAUAUAUUUAUUUAUUUUUUUACUCUAUGUUGAUAUGAUUCUAUAAUUGCUUAUGUUCUGGUAUAUUUAUUACAUAGUUGGUUAAGAUACAUAUAAAUGUGACUUCACUGAGUUAAAUUUUUCCUGAUUUAGUUAAUACACUUUUGUAAUACAGUAAGACAAUCAUAUCUACGGGAUCAGUACUUAUCCACUACCUGAAAAUAUUAUUUAUUAUUUAUUUAUUUGAUUUAUCCCCCGCCUAUCUAGUCUA
Pogona vitticeps (central bearded dragon) is the source of this 2483-nucleotide messenger RNA. Lineage: Eukaryota; Metazoa; Chordata; Lepidosauria; Squamata; Agamidae. The record is from RefSeq and is a predicted model, not a curated record.